Cryptomeria japonica (Japanese cedar) is the source of this 2804-nucleotide messenger RNA. Its product is annotated as putative receptor-like protein kinase At3g47110. Gene Ontology annotation, molecular function: protein kinase activity; ATP binding; protein binding. NCBI's taxonomy places the organism in Eukaryota, Viridiplantae, Streptophyta, Pinopsida, Cupressales, Cupressaceae. Gene Ontology annotation, biological process: hormone-mediated signaling pathway; protein phosphorylation. The transcript is spliced from 2 exons. The record is from RefSeq and is a predicted model, not a curated record. The annotation marks the transcript as partial. Gene Ontology annotation, cellular component: plasma membrane.
CUAGAACUGCAUCUGAGGGGGAAUUGGCUUAGUGGGUCAGUACCAACAUAUCUAGAAAAAUGUUCCAAACUGGAAAUUCUUGACCUCAGUCUCAACAAUCUCUAUGGCGUUGUUCCAGAGCUCCAGAGGCUUAGCAAUCUGCAAGAUGUGCAUCUAUCAGAGAAUCAGCUUAGUGGGCCAAUACCAACAUCUCUAGAGAAUUGUUCCAAACUGGAAAUUCUUAACCUGGCUCUCAACCGUCUCCAUGGCGUUAUUCCAGAGCUAGGUCACAAGCUCAGCAAUCUGCAAGAACUGCGUCUGGCGGGGAAUCAGCUUAAUGGGCGAAUACCAACAUCUCUAGGUAAUUUUUCCAAACUGGAACUUCUUUACUUCAGUCUCAAUAGUAUCACUGGCACAGUGCCUCUCCAAUUGGGUAAGUUAAGCUCUCUCCAACGUCUUUUACUGUCUGAUAACUUACUCACCAGCUCUAGGAAUUUGCCCUUUCUUAGAGCUCUUGUUAAUUGCUCUUCCCUGCAAACAUUAUACUUGGGUAAUAACUCUCUCGUUGGGGAAUUGUCCCCUUACGUUGGCAAGCUGUCUACCAAACUCUCUGUCUUGUCCUUGGAACAAAACUUCAUAGGACGGAGCAUACCUCAAGAAAUUGGCAAUCUCACUAGAUUGACACUUAUAAACUUCACCGCUAAUGCAUUCACAGGCUUCAUUCCAUCUGCACUAGAAAUGCUUAGGAAGCUAGAGAGGUUGUAUAUGGGCCAAAACAAAUUGCAGGGAUCCAUUCCCAGCAAGAUUGGUGCACUUCAGCAACUAGGGCUACUUUCUCUCUCAUUUAACCUUCUUAGUGGAGAAAUUCCUUCCAGUAUUGGCAAUCUUCAACAGCUAAGGCGCCUUUUGCUUGAUAACAACCAAUUUGGUGGAAAUAUACCUCCCUCUCUUAGCGGAUGUCUCAAACUAGAACUAGUUGACCUAUCCCAUAAUAAUCUCACUGGAAACAUACCACGAGAUGUUGCAGGCCUACCAAAUCUACAAUUUUACUUCAGUCUGUCUUGGAAUUUACUACAAGGAAGCCUUCCAGCUGAAAUUGGAGAAAUGACAAUGGUUCAAGGAAUAGAUUUAUCUGGAAAUCAAUUAUCUGGUGUCAUUCCAGCUAGUAUUGAAAUUUGUCGUAAUCUACAAUAUCUCAAUCUCUCUCAUAACAUUUUUGAAGGCCCAAUUACAGAUUCAAUUCCCAUGCUUCGAAAUCUCGAAGCAUUGGAUCUUUCCAACAACAAAUUGUCUGGUACAAUACCAGAUUCUCUUCAGUAUCUAAAGGUACUGAGGUUUCUGAAUGUUUCAUUUAAUUUGUUGAAAGGAGAAAUUCCUAAAGCAGGACCAUUUAGAAAGCUCACGGCGUCAUCAUUCAGAGGAAACCCUGGACUCUGUGGGCAAUGGAUAUUUUCAUUACCAAAAUGUCCGAGUGCAAAGCCAACUGGAGGCCAGCCAACUGGAGACCCCUGGAACUUCCAUAAAUUGUUUAAAUACAUAUGUUCUGUUAUCUCCUUUCUAGUCGUAUACUGCUUCUAUAUUUCAUUUUUGUACAAAUAUUUCUUUGGGAAGGGAAAUGUGGAACAACCAUCAAUAGAGUUUCCACAUCCUAGAAUCUCAUAUAAGGAGCUCAGUACUGCAACUAAUGGAUUUGGCAAGGGCAACUUGCUAGGAGUUGGUGGUGUUGGUUCUGUUUAUAAAGGAGUUUUGGAUAAUGGAACAUUGAUAGCUGUUAAGGCUCUCAAUUUGGAGGAUGAAGCAGCUCAUAAAAGUUUCAACAUGGAAUGCCAAGUGCUUGGUAAAAGCAGACACCGAAACAUAGUAAAAGUCGUAAGUUCAUGCUCUAAUCUUGACUUCAAAGGUUUGGUUUUUGAGUUCAUGUCUAAUGGAAGCCUAGAAAGGCAUUUGCAUUGUGAUUCUGGCAAGUGCAAUACUGGGGGUGUCUGUAAAAUAGAUUUACAGACGCGAUUGCAUAUAGCCAUGGAUGUUGCCCGUGGCUUGGCAUAUCUCCAUCAUGAUUGUUCAAUUCAAGUUGUUCACUGUGAUUUGAAGCCCAACAAUAUACUUCUGGACUUCUAUAUGACAGCACAUAUAGCUGAUUUUGGAAACGCCCAUAUACUAUCUGAAAAUUCUAUGGAUUCAUUUUCAGCAUCAACAACAUUGAAAGGUGCUCUAGGCUACAUUGCCCCUGAGUAUGGAGUUGGUGCAAGGAUUUCAGCCAAGGGAGAUGUUUACAGCUAUGGAAUUCUGCUAUUGGAAAUGUUAACAAGAAAGAGUCCAACACACCAGAUGUUUGUUGAUGGCCUCAGCUUGCGCAUGUGGGUCAGUAUGGCAUUCCCUGAUAGGAUUUCAGAGGUGGUUGAUGAUAGCGUGCUGUUGUGUAAUGGAGGUGUUACAGAUGCUACAUGCAAUUGUCUUAUUCAACUGAUUCGAGUAGCCUUGUUGUGCUCAAAAGAUUCGCCUAAAGACCGACCAAGUAUGGCAGAAGUCGUGGAGAUGUUAGAAUGUAUUGAGGGCAUGUUUGAAGGGAUUAGAAUAGAUUCAAAAUAUCAAUCUGAUCUCUACCAAAUCGUAAGCAGCGCAAGAUGGGCAGGAAAUCUAGACAAGGUAGGAAAGGGUCAGAGCACUUCCACAUUCCAGUCAACAUCCUAAAAUAUGAUGUAAACUGUACACCACAGAAUCAGGGAAACUGAAUUUCAUGUAAUAGUAGUGGUUGAAACUGCCCCGCUAUUCUGUGAAAGGGGAUACAAAUGCAAUAUAAAAAAUUGAUUAACCUUUUUUUUCUC